Durusdinium trenchii is the source of this 1473-nucleotide messenger RNA. NCBI's taxonomy places the organism in Eukaryota, Dinophyceae, Suessiales, Symbiodiniaceae. The record is from the annotation of a GenBank genome assembly.
AUGGUCGGAGCAUUUGGAGAUGUCCAGAAGCUCGAGCUUCAAUUCCAAGAAGGUGAGGUCUUAGAAAUUUUGUCGCCACGUCAGGCUCACCUUAGUCACUCAGAUUGGUGUGACCCACAAACCUUCCAAUUGGAUGCACGCAGCUUGAAGUUGAAGAACACUUCCUUGGGCGAAAACGACUCCGGCAAGUUGUUGAAGGAGUGCUUGGACUAUUGCAGUCAUGCAUGGCCAUCCCAAGAGACCUACGAUUCUCUUCUUUCAAAACUCUCUCUGAAUCCAGAUUCUCGUGCAGAACCUGAUCCUACAGAUUUAUCAGCAAUUGCUUUCUCGGAUGGAUCAGACUGCGAAUCAGAGGUGCCACCGGAUUCGGAUUCCAAGGUGAAGGUGGAACAAGAUCUUCAGCCCAAGCUCACUGUGCAAUCUUCAGCUCUCAAUCCAAAACUCACAUCAAAGCAGGCAAAGCUGGUUCAUAUGCAGCGAAUGCUCCACAGGGACAUAGAGAAAAAGCGUCAGAAAGACAAAGCGGAGGUAGCUGCGGAUCUCGAAUGCGAAGUUGAAUGCAAUGAAGGGUCAGGAAAGUACCUUGAUUACACAGAGGAACCAUCACCGGAUUCCAACGAGGACUGGUCAACCAGCAUCACACGGAAGCACCGACGGGAAGUUGGUCUGAAGAAGCUGAAGACUGAGGAGUUGAAGCUCUUGCGAUCGAACUUUGGCAAGGUUAUGAAAGAAGUGGAGAGACCAGUGACGAGCUCAAUGGACAAGCAGCCGAGAGAACCCGACUUUGCCACCGGAGAUCCUGGUCCAACUCCCAAAACGACUCGGAACCCAAAUGAGUCAGAAAAAGAGGAGCUGCUACCUGAAGUGGCAAGCAUUCGACAUCUCAAUGGGAGUGAGUGCAGGAAGCUCCUACAACAGAUGAGACCUCUCGUUCAUGCUCCGUUGGCAAUUUACAAAGCUUUAGCGAGAAGAGCCUUGGAUGACUACAGCAAAAGCAAGCCGCGUACAUUCCACGAUUGUCGUCGAAUGACCUUUUGGCAGUUUGGGCCCGAGAAGGAGCGACGUCGAGUUGAUUGCUAUGCUGGCAAAGCCUUUUUUGACUUUUUGACCGAUGAGAAAGAAGGACUCCUGAGCAGGCUGCCAGAGAUUCACCCGAUCGCAGCAGUCUAUUUGUCGAUCGCAGCUGCAAACAGACAUAUCUUAUCGAGGUUAUGUCCAGCAUCUACAGACUUGAUUCGAUCCACAAAAAAUACCACUAAGGUUGCAAACUCUUUUGGAAUCACGCAACGUGAUAGCCAGUCUUUUCCAAGAGGUUGGAAGAUAUGUGGCAGAGAACAUCUCUACCUUAGAUCGAGAUUCUCUUGGGCGACUGGUCUAUGUUUUUGCCAAGGCGCAGGUCAAGAAUCCAGGCCUGUUCAGCGUGGUGAAGCAGGAAUGUUUGCGGCGAUGCAAAUUCAAAGAGGGAGAACGUAG